AUGGCCACCCAGAUGUUCGAGGGGAGAGGGCACGCGGCCGUCUACCAGAAAUACAGGUUUGCGCCGGGCAGGGAGCUGCAGCGAACCAUCCUCGCCUACCUGCAGGAAAAGGUGGGCAGGAUACGGCCGGGCUGUAGGGCAAAACACGGAUUUUUUUUGCCCUGCUGGGAGUGUUACCUUUCGGUAGAAGUCGGCUGCGGGUCAGGCCAAGGCACCCGCUUCCUCGCGGAGCACUUCCCCAAGGUGGUGGGAACGGACAUCAGCGAAGCACAGAUCCAGGAGGCCAGGGACGCCCCCUCCAUGCCCAACAUCUCCUACCUCGUGUGCCCUGCAGAGGAGCUGCCGUUCGGGGACGCCUCGGUGGACCUCCUGACCUCGUUCACGGCCGCGCACUGGUUCGACCUCGAGAAGUUCAUGAGGGAAGCGCAGCGGGUGGUGAAGCCGCGGGGCUGCGUGGCCAUCAGCACCUACACCGUGGACAUGAGCCUGCGCUACGGAAACUGCUCCGAAACGCUGACCCGAGUCUUCCGGGAGUCCUGGGACCUGCUGCUGAAAUACUCACAUGCCAGGAUAAAACUCGUCUUGGAAGACUACAAAGAGAUCUUCGAGGCCUUGCCGUUUCCAGACAAGAAGAGAGUCACGGAUAUCUUUGACAGCAUUCCCAUGACUGUUGCUGGUGUGGUUGGUUACUUGGAGUCUGUCUCUCCCUAUCAAGCCUUCAUGAAGAAUGACCCCGAAGCUGCAAAAUCCCUCCUCCAGGAGACAGAAAAGAGGAUGCUGGAGACGAUGGGAGUGUCUUCUCGUGAAACGCCGGUGGAGUUCUGGGUGAGGCACGUCUGCGUGCUGGGCUGCAAGGGACAGUGA
Molecule: messenger RNA, 864 nt
Organism: Eurypyga helias (sunbittern)
Lineage: Eukaryota; Metazoa; Chordata; Aves; Eurypygiformes; Eurypygidae
Product: putative methyltransferase DDB_G0268948
Exons: 6
Coding region: 1-864 (287 amino acids)
Molecular function (GO): S-adenosylmethionine-dependent methyltransferase activity
Source: RefSeq, a predicted model, not a curated record